AGGCUAUUUUUGUUCAAAGCUGAUACUUCUGCCUGAGCCACAAGCCCAGCUUCGAAAGGGCUCAGGUUGUUUCCAGGGGGAGAACUCUGCAGAGAAGAGACGAAGUUCAACAGGACAAUAAAAGAACAGCAGAAACAGCCAGGAAAACGAAGAGCCUUCACGUUUUUCACACAGAGCCCCCUAUCAGAGUUCUCGAAUUCUAAAGUAUUCUGCAAAGUGCCACUUGACCGGAACUUUUGGCCUGCCUUUUCCAUUCUCCAACCAUCAUGACUGAGAUCACUGCUGAAGGAAAUGCAUCAACUACCACAACUGUGAUCGACAGCAAAAAUGGAUCGGUGCCCAAAUCCCCUGGAAAAGUGCUGAAGAGGACAGUCACAGAGGACAUAGUGACAACAUUCAGCUCCCCAGCAGCCUGGCUUCUAGUCAUUGCUCUGAUAAUCACAUGGUCAGCUGUUGCUGUUGUUAUGUUUGACCUAGUGGAUUACAAAAACUUUUCAGCGAGCUCAAUUUCCAAGAUUGGCUCAGAUCCUCUAAAACUUGUACAUGAUGCUGUGGAAGAAACCACGGACUGGGUCUAUGGCUUCUUUUCUCUGUUGUCUGAUAUCAUCUCGUCUGAGGGCGAUGAAGAAGAUGAUGAUGAUGGGCAUGAGGACACUGAUAAAGGAGAAAUAGAGGAGCCUCCCUUGAAACAAAAAGAAAUACACAAAGAAAAGACUGAAAAGCAGGAGAAAACUGAAAGGAAAAUACUAACUAAAGUUGCACACCGAGAAAAAGAAAAAGUAAAAGAAAAAGAAAAAUCUGCAAAGAAAGCAACUCACAAGGAAAAAAUUGAGAAAAAAGAAAAACCAGAAACAAAGACAAUGGCAAAAGAAGAGAAGAAAGCCAAGGCGGAAGAGAAGAUUAAAAAGGAAGUGAAAGGUGGGAAACAAGAGAAAGUGAAGCCAACAGCUGGAAAAGUCAAAGAAGUACAGAAAACACCACCUAAGCCCAAAGAGAAGGAGGGGAAAGAGUCUGUGGCUGUGUCCAAGCAUGAACAGAAAGGUAAACAUUCAGAGGAGGUGGCCAGAGGUUCUAAGAGAACAUUGGGCAAGAAGCAGAUACAGUGA
Messenger RNA from Odobenus rosmarus divergens (Pacific walrus), 1106 nucleotides. It is a transcript of the gene TRDN, whose product is annotated as triadin. The coding region runs from base 267 to 1106 and encodes 279 amino acids. Gene Ontology annotation, cellular component: sarcoplasmic reticulum; membrane. Gene Ontology annotation, molecular function: signaling receptor binding. The record is from RefSeq and is a predicted model, not a curated record. The transcript has 8 exons. NCBI's taxonomy places the organism in Eukaryota, Metazoa, Chordata, Mammalia, Carnivora, Odobenidae.